This is a messenger RNA of Humulus lupulus (European hop), 1945 nucleotides long. RefSeq names its product DNA-(apurinic or apyrimidinic site) endonuclease, chloroplastic. The coding region runs from base 133 to 1731 and encodes 532 amino acids. Gene Ontology annotation, molecular function: endonuclease activity; double-stranded DNA 3'-5' DNA exonuclease activity; DNA-(apurinic or apyrimidinic site) endonuclease activity. The record is from RefSeq and is a predicted model, not a curated record. The transcript has 12 exons. Gene Ontology annotation, cellular component: nucleus. Lineage: Eukaryota; Viridiplantae; Streptophyta; Magnoliopsida; Rosales; Cannabaceae. Gene Ontology annotation, biological process: base-excision repair.
UUGGGACGUACGUUGUCUUGUGAAGUCCAUCAUUCGCAUGGGAACCUUGUCUUCCUCCUCAACUUCUAUGGCUGUUUUCUCUUCCCAAGCCAUGCUGAUGCUGACACUCAAACAAUUCCCUACUCUUCUCCCAUGAACCAAAUUCAAGCUCUGCAAUUUGGGUUCAAGAAUUUCCUCAAAGUAGUUCCUUGGAUUUUGAGACCUGGGCCACUGGUUUCUUUGAGAUUAAGUGCGAGUUCAAUGAGUUCUAAACGAACCAUUUCGAGUUCUUCAAAACCCAUUUCGGCAAUGGCUGAAGAGAAGACUGAGGGUAAAAGAUUGAAGGCUUUAGUGGAUAGUACACCAGAUUGUGUGAAGCCUGUUCUCAAGGAAAAUGGGAUGGAGAGCGUUUCAGUUGGAAUUGCAAGUUUUAAGGAUAACCCUGAAACAAUAGAGAAAAUGACUGUUCAGGAGCUUAGAACAACAUUGAGGAGCAAUGGGCUUUCUGCUAAAGGUCGUAAAUCUGAGCUCGUAUCUGCCUUGAAGUUGUUUGUGGAGAAGAUAAAUGGUGAAAGUUCUCAGAAAGAAGAAGAGGCUGAAUGUUUACAUGAAGAAAACCAGGUUCAAAAUGUUAGUAUUGUUUCAGAGGUCCACGAACUUAGAAAAAGUAAUAGAGCUUCAAAACAAUCAGGAGUUGAGGCCAAUGCUGUCCAGUUUGAUCUUAUAGCUGUUACAACAAAGCAGAACUCUUCAGUCGAAUCUGUUGAGGUUUCAGGUGGAAAGCUCUCUAAGAAAAAGAGAACUAUGUCUUCAGAAACUAUUUCUGCUAAAGCUGAUCGCAAAGACGAAACGUCCAUGAUGCAAAAUGAGCCAUGGACAAUGCUUGCACACAAGAAGCCUCAGAAAGAUUGGAUUCCCUAUAAUCCUAGAACCAUGAGGCCUCCUUUUAUUUCUAGCGAUACGAAGUCUGUGAAGCUUCUGUCUUGGAAUGUCAACGGAUUAAGAGCAUUGUUAAAGUUAGAUGGGUUUUCAGCACUGGAACUUGCUCAAAGGGAGGAUUUUGAUAUAUUAUGCUUGCAGGAGACCAAACUACAGGAAAAGGAUGUUGAAAAGAUUGCUUGUUUGAUAGACGGUUAUCAUAAUAGCUUCUGGACGUGUAGUACUUCAAAGCUUGGUUAUUCUGGAGCUGCGAUUAUUUCCCGGAUAAAGCCACUUUCUGUCAAAUAUGGGCUUGGUAUGGAAGAUCAUGAUAGCGAGGGCCGAUUAGUGACAGCUGAAUUUGAUUCAUUUUAUCUAGUUUGUGGAUAUGUUCCUAAUUCUGGAGAUGGCUUGAAAAGACUGUCAUACAGGACCACAGAAUGGGAUCCAUCCCUCAGCAAUUACAUAAAAGAGCUGGAAAAGUCUAAGCCUGUAAUUUUAACUGGUGAUCUGAACUGUGCUCAUCAAGAAAUAGACAUAUAUAAUCCUGCAGGAAAUAAAAGAAGUGCUGGCUUUACGAUCGAAGAAAGGCAAUCAUUUGAGACAAACUUUUUAUCUAAAGGCUUUGUGGAUACCUUCAGAAGACAACACCCUGGUGUUGUCGGCUAUACUUACUGGGGUUUUAGGCACGGCGGACGCAAAACUAACAAAGGGUGGCGACUUGACUACUUCCUCGUCUCAGAAUCCAUAGCUGACCAGGUUCACGAUUCGUACAUUCUCCCUGACGUGCAUGGUAGUGAUCAUUGUCCCAUUGGUCUUGUUCUAAAGUUGUAGCAUGGAAAAGCAUCAACACUGAUACUCGAAAUUACGAUUCCCUUUUUUGGGUGAUAAUUAGGAUAUCUUCAGGGCCAAACCUCCUUAUUUCCUGGAUGUUUUGUUGUGUAUCACCUUGAGAAACUUUCUCAGCUGUGAAAACUGAAAAAGGCAAGCACUUUACAGGGUCCCUUUUUGUAGAUUUAACUUAGCCAAAAGCAUAUUGCCUUUGUUA